This is a messenger RNA of Aspergillus chevalieri, 528 nucleotides long. RefSeq names its product putative cystathionine beta-synthase (beta-thionase). The transcript is spliced from 2 exons. The coding region runs from base 1 to 528 and encodes 175 amino acids. The record is from RefSeq and is a predicted model, not a curated record. Lineage: Eukaryota; Fungi; Ascomycota; Eurotiomycetes; Eurotiales; Aspergillaceae.
AUGGCCUCGUACGUCGCAAGCGAGGCGCUCGCCCAGCAGCAAUCUGCUGAUACUGCAAAAGUUCCCCAGGGCCGCUGGGCGGACAAGUACCGCGGGGCCACCGUCGAAGACCUAGACCCUCCGCCAGCCCUCUCCGUCUCUCCUAAAGACUCCAUCUCCUCCGCCCUUCUGGCCGCCUACGAACGCGACUACACCCACUUGACCGUUAUCUCCUCGACACGCUCCCUCAUCGGAUACCUCAGCAUUCCGCAUCUCAAGAAACUACUCCAAGAUGGCACCGUGAAGGAAUCAGAAACCGUCUCGUCGGCCAUGCAGCGAUUCAACCGCAAACGGGGAAUAUACCGAGUCAUCACUAUGGAGACACCAUUGGAGGAACUGGAAGAGUUCUUUGAGACUGAGAUUGGGGGGAAUGGAGAAAAGCGAGAGAAGCAGGGGUUUGCGGUUGUUACGGAUGCUUCUAGAAAGUUUGUGUUGGGUGUUGCGACCAAGGCAGACUUGGAGGAGUUUGUGAAGAGGAGGCCGACAUAA